CAGGAAACAUUAACAAAAAUAUAUGAAGCAUCUGAAAGCAUAUUUAGUUUAAGAAAGAAAAUCUUCAUCAUGGGUUCUAUUGUGCUUACUAUAAUUUUACUGGCUGUAUUUUCCUCAACGGUAUAUUGUAAAGAUUCUACAAAACAGACUGAAAACAAAGUAGGAUGUGUAGUGUGUCAUCCAUUAGAUAAAGAACGAAUUAAUAUCCACUUGAUUCCACAUUCCCAUGAUGAUGUGGGCUGGUUAAAAUCGUUUGAUGAAUACUACUAUGGCUUGAACGUAAUUGCUACUAGAAUUCCCAUAGCUGUAAAACAUAUAAUAACAUCUGUAGUAGAGGAGUUGAAGAAAAAUACGGAUAGAAGGUAUAUCCAAGUGGAGACAGCUUUCUUUUAUAAAUGGUGGAAAGAACAAGACGAAACUAUGCAGCUUGCGUUCAAAAAUCUUGUAGAUAAUGGACAGCUCGAAAUAGUAAGUGGGGGAUGGAGCAUGAACGAUGAAGCUUGUACCAAUUACCAAUCAACUAUCGACCAAUUUACUUUGGGAUUCAGGAUAAUUGAAGAGACUCUAGGUAAGUGUGGAAGAUCUAGAGUAGGUUGGCAAAUAGAUCCUUUUGGACACAGUAGAGAGCAAGCUUCCAUUCUAGCUCAAAUGGGUUAUAAUGGAAUGUUCUUUAGUAGAUUGGACCAUUCAGAUCGCUCAAUAAGGGAACAAGAACACAGAUUAGAUUUUGCUUGGCAAGGAAGUGCUAAUUUAGAUGACAGCAUUAUAUUUGGCAGCAUUUUCCCUAAUAAAGGUUACGAUGCACCAAAUGGUUUCUGUUGGGAUAUAGGUUGUCAAAAUGAUCAAAUUGUGGAUGAUAACAGUAGCAUCUAUUUUAACCUAGACGAUCAGGUUAGCCGUUUCACCGAUAUUUUAGAUGGGUAUGCUAAAUUUUAUUCCACAGAUAACAAGAAUAUUUUGGUCGUAAUGGGUGGAGAUUUUCAAUACCAACAAUCUGCAAUGUAUUUUGAUAAUAUGGACAAGCUGAUAAAGGGUUUUAAGAAUCAUCAGAAGUACAAUUUGAUUUAUUCUACGCCAUCUUGUUAUAUGAAGAGUGUACACGAUGAUAACGUAAAUCUAACACUAAAAACUGAUGACUUCUUUCCAUAUAGUGAUUUCAAUCAUGCUUUUUGGGCGGGUUAUUUUACUUCCAGGACCAAUUUGAAAAGGUUUGAAAGGGUCGGAAACAACAUACUUCAGGCAAGUAAACAGUUAUAUGCACUUAGUUCCAAAAGAGGUUAUGAUGAGAAUUUAAUGGAUCUUAAAAAAGCUCUCGGAACAUUACAACAUCAUGAUGCAAUAACCGGUACUGCAACCCAAGCAGUUACUAAUGAUUAUGUAAGAACCUUAAGUGCUGCUAUUAAAAAAACAGAAGAACCACUUACUGAAAUAAUAAGCGAACUACUAGAGGUAAAGACAGAAUUAGACUGGAACCUGAGUUCCUGUCUUCUUACCAAUUUUAGUAUAUGUGCUACUUCCCAAAAGAGUGAUAAAUUUGUCGUCGUCAUCUAUAAUCCACUAGCAUGGAAGGUAACGCAUUAUAUCAGGCUGCCUGUGGAAGACGGAAAAUAUAUUAUUAAUGGACCGGAUGGACUUGAAGAAUAUGAUAUGAUAAAAUCUCUUAGUACAUUUAGCUUCGUUAAAAUUGUAAAUGAAACCCCUAGUGCAUACGAGCUUGUUUUUGCCGCCAGAGAUAUAAAACCACUUGGCUUAAAAAUCUACCAUAUCGAGAAACAAAAGCAAGAAGUUAUAGACCCAAAAAGAGCAAACCUGGAAAAUCUGACUAGUUUUCAAUUAGACAACAAGACUAACCUUCUUAGCACCGUUACUAUAAACGGUAUAUCCUUGAAAUUAAAACAAAACUUUUAUUACUAUACAUCUAGUGUAGGAACGGGCGAAAAGGAGUAUGUAACAUCUGGAGCCUAUGUCUUUACUCCUACAAAGGACAUACCUGAAGAACUUACAAGUGUCGAAGUGAUUGGUUCGUACAAUGGAAAACUGGUUGAAGAAGUUCAUCAAAAGUGGAUUACUAACAUUUCUGAUAUUUACCAAAGUAUUAGGUGGUACAAAACUGACAAUCAUAUAGAAUUGGAUUGGUUGGUGGGAAAUAUCGACACACAAACCAUAUUUAGUGGUAUAGAAGUCAUAAGUCGUUUCGACAUAGACGAUUUUGAUAACCAAAAUGUCUUCUAUACCGACUCCAAUGGUCGGGAAACUAUUAAGAGGAUUAAAAACCAACGGGCUGACUAUACUUAUAAUACUACUUGGGAACCUGUCUCUAGUAACUACUAUCCAGUAACCUCAAAGAUAGUUAUCAAAGAUGAAGAAAAACAUGUGGAGAUGGCGGUUCUCACUGACAGGUCCCAAGGUGGUUCAAGUGUGGAGAAUAAUCAAAUCGAGUUGAUGAUACACAGGCGAACAGUAUUUGAUGAUGGCAAGGGUGUUGACGAACCUCUUUCUGAGACAGAAUUCGAUCCAGAAUUAGGAAUGUAUGCCAGAGGUUCACAUUAUUUGGUCAUAGGCAACACAGAAAAAAUAAACAAAGACGGAAAGACAACAACUGGACAGGAACGUGUAUUAGCUCAAAAAAAACUUCGCCAACCGUGGAUUGGACUGUCGCCUACCAAACAAACAUUUGAUGAAUUAAAAAAAUCCAUGAAUCUGCAGUACUCUGGGCUAAGUGAAGAACUUCCAGAAAACGUUAAUAUAUUAACUCUAGAACCAUGGAGAAGCGGGAGUUACCUGGUGAGAUUCGAGCAUAUUUUAGAGAAAAAUGAAGAUCCUAACUUAUCAAACACAUCGACAUUUAAUAUAGAGAACCUGAUAGAAGGAAAAAACGUUCACACAAUAACAGAGAUGGCACUUGGAGCAAAUUUACCACUAAGUGAACUCAAAGAAACACCCAGAUAUGUAUGGAAUGUCAAAAAUGGAAGUACUUAUUCAGAGAGUUCAGAAAUUACUAAAACUGUAGGAGAUAAUGGAGAAAUAUCUUUGGUUCCAAUGCAGAUAAGGACCUUCAUCCUGUCUACAAAAUCGAGUCCUUCGAAUGGAAAUGUCGCAUUAUUUAACUUAUUUUUGAGUUUAAUUUUAUUACUAAAACUUUUUAUAUUGUAAAACAUGUUGAAAUAAAAUUUUCUUUAAAUAAUG
Molecule: messenger RNA, 3186 nt
Organism: Diabrotica balteata
Lineage: Eukaryota; Metazoa; Arthropoda; Insecta; Coleoptera; Chrysomelidae
Source: the annotation of a GenBank genome assembly